UUCUUCUGUCUGAACACACUAAUCAUAGACCGAACCAGUGAUGGAUCCUGUUAAAUGGCUUAUCAGCGUACUGCUUCUUUUGUUUCUUUCGCAUCUCUCCAUUUCUACCGACACCAUAACACUAGAUCACUUCAUCAAAGAUAAUCAAGUCAUAGUUUCUAGUGGCAAGAUUUUCGCUCUAGGAUUUUUCAGCCCUGGCAGUUCAAGGAAUCGAUAUAUUGGCAUCUGGUAUCAUCAUAUUCCAGAGAAAACAGUUGUUUGGGUGGCCAACAGGGAGAGUCCCAUUAAAGAUAACUCAGGGAUCCUCAGAAUCGAUAGCCAAGGAAAUCUUGCCCUGUUCCAGAGAAACCAAACACUUCCUGUCUGGUCUACAAACGUGUCCAUCACAGGCACUAGGAAUUCCAUUGCUCAAAUUUUGGAUUCGGGAAACCUUGUUUUGCUUCAAAAUGAUACCAGAAGGGCGGUACUGUGGGAGAGUUUUGAUUAUCCUACAAACAGUAUGCUUCCGUUUAUGAAACUUGGGUUGAGUUUCAGAACAGGUGUGGAACGAGUCUUGACGUCUUGGAAGUCUCCCGAUGAUCCUGGGAUUGGAAACUAUUCCUACCGGAUCAACCCGAGCGGCUUCCCUCAACUGUAUUUGUACAAGGGUUCCGAUCCUUGGUGGCGAACCGGGUCAUGGACCGGGCAAAGAUGGAGUGGUGUACCUGAAAUGACAAGCAACUACAUAUUUAAUGUUUCUUUUGUCAACACUCCGGAUGAAGUAUCGAUCACCUAUGGGGUGAAGAAGGCCUCUUUCAUCACAAGAAUGAUAACGAACGAAACAGGGAUUCAACAAAGGUUCACAUGGAACAACCAAGCGCGACAUUGGAUUGGGUUCUGGUCGGCCCCUAAGGAUCAGUGUGAUUUUUACGGGCAUUGUGGGCCGAAUGGUUAUUGCAACCCCGAUCACCUGGAUGAUUUCGAGUGCACGUGCUUCCCAGGCUUUAAACCCAAGUCAUCCGAAGCAUGGUUUAUAAGAGACGGGGCAGGAGGAUGCGUGAGGAAACCUGGUAUCUCCACGUGCCAAAAAGGGGAAGGGUUCGUCAAGGUGCCACGUCUGAAGGUGCCAGACACUUCGGCGGCACAUAUAGACAUGAGUAUGGGAUUGAAACAAUGCGAGAACGAGUGCUUGAGAAAUUGUUCGUGCGUGGCUUAUGCUAGUGCAUACGCGGAGAUCAACGGAGGGAUUGGCUGCUUGACAUGGCACGGGGAUUUGAUUGAUGCUAGAACAUACGCAGAUGCGGGACAAGAUCUAUACAUACGUGUGGAUGCCAGUGAACUAGCUCGGUUUACAAAGAAGGGCCUCUUUCGAAAGAAGGUGGUGCUUGCAGUUACCAUAGUUUCUGCUGCUGUAUUGUUUCUUAUUCUUGUCCCCUUGUUGCGUUGCUUCGUGAGAAGACUCAGAAGAGCAGAAAGAAAAAGAAAAAGGAAAAAUGCGUUCAGGUUUACAAGUUCAUCGUUGUUCGAAGAUUCAGUAGGUGAAAAGGACAUCGAUAAGAGUAGAAGAAAUGGAGAUUUACCCUUCUUUGAUUUCAGCACCAUAGCAAAAGCCACCAAUAAUUUCUCAUCUGAUAACAAACUUGGACAAGGUGGCUUUGGUGCUGUUUACAAGGGUGUGCUCAUCAAUGGAAAUGAAAUAGCAGUGAAAAGAUUAUCAAAGUACUCAGGUCAGGGAGUAGAAGAGUUUAAGAAUGAAAUUGUGCUAAUUGCAAAGCUUCAGCAUAGGAAUCUGGUAAAGAUGCUGGGAUGUUGCAUUCAGGGUGAAGAGAAGAUGUUAAUCUAUGAAUUUUUACCAAAUAAAAGCUUAGACUCUAUCGUUUUCGAUGAAUCAAAAAGUUCAACGUUGGAUUGGAAAAAGCGUAUAGAAAUAAUAUGUGGGAUUGCUCGCGGGAUCUUGUAUCUCCACCAGGAUUCAAGGUUAAGAAUCAUUCAUAGAGAUCUGAAGGCAAGCAAUGUGUUACUAGAUGCUGCAAUGAAUCCGAAAAUUUCAGAUUUUGGCAUGGCCAGAAUAUUUGGAAGAGAUGAGAUUGAAGGAGAUACUAAACGUGUUGUUGGAACAUAUGGUUACAUGUCACCGGAGUAUGCAAUGCAUGGGCACUUCUCCAUAAAAUCCGAUGUUUAUAGCUUUGGAGUCCUGCUGUUAGAGAUUAUCACCGGAAAAAAGAACAGCAGCUAUUUUCCUGAUAGUCCCUCUUCAAGUCUGGUUGGAUAUGUUUGGGAGUUAUGGAAAGAAGGCAGAGCCAUUGAAAUAAUUGACUCGGUAUUCGGUGAUUCGUAUAGUGCCAAUGAAUUUUUGAAAUGCAUUCAGAUCGGGCUAUUGUGUGUACAAGAACAUGCAACAGAUCGACCUAUGAUGUCUACAGUUGUGUUUAUGUUGAGCAACGAAACAGCUCUUCCAUCUCCAAAACAACCUGCAUUUACAGUAAAGACAAGUCACAAAGGCGACGAUAUAUUGAAUAGUGAAGGAACUGAAUCUAUAAAUGAUGUGACCCUCUCUAUGGUUCAAGCUCGCUAGAACUUUAGCCAUCUCUGUUUUUUUUUUAAUUAUCGAACUUUGUUUAAAGUUAAUAUAACUUGUUUUGGCUAUCGAUGUAUACUAUUGGAAAUUACAUAUGUAAUUAUCUCGUAGUAAAGUUAUUGUCCUCUACAGAAAAGAACAUUUAAAGUAGACAACUAAAAGCAAGGAAAACUAUCAUUUGCAAGAA
This is a messenger RNA of Gossypium raimondii (Peruvian cotton), 2744 nucleotides long. Its product is annotated as G-type lectin S-receptor-like serine/threonine-protein kinase At1g11410. Gene Ontology annotation, biological process: recognition of pollen; protein phosphorylation. The record is from RefSeq and is a predicted model, not a curated record. The transcript has 7 exons. The coding region runs from base 41 to 2554 and encodes 837 amino acids. Gene Ontology annotation, molecular function: protein serine/threonine kinase activity; ATP binding. Lineage: Eukaryota; Viridiplantae; Streptophyta; Magnoliopsida; Malvales; Malvaceae.